Eruca vesicaria subsp. sativa (arugula) is the source of this 276-nucleotide messenger RNA. The record is from the annotation of a GenBank genome assembly. NCBI's taxonomy places the organism in Eukaryota, Viridiplantae, Streptophyta, Magnoliopsida, Brassicales, Brassicaceae.
AUGAACCCUAAAGUUGCAGAUUUUGGGACUGCGAGGUUGUUCGACACUGAUGAAACUCGAGCUGAAACAAGACGAAUAGCUGGUACCCGCGGAUAUAUGGCUCCGGAAUACCUGAACCACGGGCAAAUCUCCGCUAAAUCCGACGUUUUCAGCUUUGGUGUUAUGCUUCUAGAGAUGAUAAGUGGUGAAAGAAACAAUAGCUUUGAAGGAGAAGGACUUGCAGCGUUUGCAUGGAAGAGAUGGGUUGAAGGAAAGCCUGAGAUGAUUGAUAGUUAG